This is a messenger RNA of Amphimedon queenslandica, 2030 nucleotides long. RefSeq lists its product as uncharacterized. NCBI's taxonomy places the organism in Eukaryota, Metazoa, Porifera, Demospongiae, Haplosclerida, Niphatidae. The coding region runs from base 1237 to 1932 and encodes 231 amino acids. The record is from RefSeq and is a predicted model, not a curated record. The transcript is spliced from 2 exons.
GUGAUACAGCAAGUGCUUAUAAUAAUUGUUGUCAAUGUUUUUAUUGCUAUUUUUAUAGUUAAAAUUUGUUAAAAGACUCAAUAAUAAUCAAUCUAUUGGGUGACUGAUGAAUAGAAUAAUCAUUAUAUAUAGUGAUAAUUUUAAUAAUAAUUUUUGUAGUACUUAGCACAGUGCAUUCUUUCUUUUAAUAGUAGAUCUUCACUUUUUAGAGCUAGAAUAUUGAUUGUAACUCUUCUAUAGUCGUAGACCUGAGCUUUAGUAAGUAAUUCAACUGGAUUUCUUCACUAUCUUGCUUGUGCCAUGCUUAUACACGUGUAGUGAAACGUCACGAUACAUUAAUUCCGGCGCCAAGGAUCGAGCGCAUCCUGUUUCAUAUCCGUGUGUGUAUGUAGUAUCUAUGGUGCCGCCAGACUGGCCGGCCAGUCCACUCUUUGUAUCCUGCCUCCCCAGUAAUUUCCUUUAUUCACUCACAAUUACCUUACGUGCUAAUCGUAGGUCAUCCAUCAUCAUAGAUAUUGUCACCAUCUAGUCUUUAUCAUGGCGAUUAGUUCAGUGAAAACAGACCGUUCGCCUUUCAUUCUUCAACAUGAGGGUUUACUGAAUUUCAUUCAAGCCGAUGGUAAUUGGAGGGGCCACAUUUACAGCCACCAGCAAGAAGCGCUUUUAGCAAUAAAAAAAAACAGCUCGAAAACAAAGACAAGCCAAACAUUGCUCUUGUUGUUUUACCCACUGGUUGUGGUAAAACUGGUGUUGCUGUUUUAGCUCCAUAUGUGCUCGGGUCUCGUCGUGUUCUUGUCCUAACGCCUACAAAUCGUAUUUCAGAGCAAAUAUUUGAUGCAUUUCGUAGUCAUGAGGAAGAGGAAAUGUUUCUUGUGAAAAGAGGCAUUGCUAAAAAAGAUGAAGCAAGAGAUUAUCGUCCACAUGCCCAGAAAAUCACUACAACUAACAGAAUAUUGGAUGCAAAGGAUGAUGACCUUUUGAUAGUCACAGCUCAUCAGAUUGGUAGUAAAUCUCGAGUUGGAAUUGAAGAUAUCCCUCGUGAUGAUUAUGAUCUUGUCAUUGUUGAUGAAGCUCAUCAUUAUCCAGCAAAAACCUGGAAGACGAUAGUCGAUCACUUUUCAGGAACAAAGCGUAUUUUUCUAACAGCCACACCGAAUCAUAAAAAAAGAAUAUAUUUUAGAAGAAAUUGAAAAAAGUUUGGUAGGUCUUCCAGUAAAUGAUGGAGAAAAACCAUGCAUGCGCAUUGAUGAGUGUUAUACCUUGACUCAUUCGAAAGCAGUUGCUCGAGGAAUAAUACGGAAUAACGAGUUCAUUGAAGUACCUAAUGAUCGUACUGUUAACAGAAAUAAAAGUUUAAGAGCUAAGGAUAGUGAAAAUCUUGGAAUGGUUGAUGAUGUUGCCUCUGUCAGGAAGAAUGAUGAAGAUACUAAGAGUAACGAGGAUGUGGCUAGAGAAAUUGUUCACUUCCUUGAGCAACAUGAUAAAGACGAUCCAACAGUGAAGCACCAGGCAAUGGUAUUGACCCAAACCAUUGAUGCUGGAGGAACAAACUCUGCUGAAGAUUUUUGUGAAUGUUACAAUGCUGUGGUGCCUAAGGAUUAUCGUUGUGAAAAGUAUGUUGGAGGUAAAAAAAUUAACAACAGCAUUCUGUCAGAUUUUGGAGAAGGUAAAAUACGAACAUUAGUAGUCAUUGAUAAGCUUAGGGAAGGAUAUGAUAAUAAGGCAGUGAGUGUUGUUGCUAUUGUUCGUAAUGUUGCUAUUGAAUCAAGAGUGUUAUUUGCUCAAUUUGUUGGUAGAGCAAUUCGUAAGAUUCGUCCUGAUGAUCCUGUUACUGCAAUUAUAAUAGCUCACAAGCGUCAUGACCAAAGGCCCAAUUAUGAUCAAUUUGAUCAUGUCACUGAUGUUAUUGUUCCUGCUGAUGAGGAAAAUUAGUUUAUUAUUUUGACAAUUAUUAUUAUACAAUGUUUAGGCUCAUUUUCUCAUUCAUUUUUCACAUUUUUGUUGUUGUAACAUAAGAAUUUGGAGAUAAA